CAGUAGCCAAGAGCCCAUUGGUCUUAUUAAGUUUGAUUUAACUUUCAAAAAUAAAAUAAUCAUAAAAUCUUAGAGCCCGCCAACCUUACCUAUCGUCUCGAGAGACAUAAUACCUCCAAUGUCCAUCGUGCUCAAAUCAUGCUCUCUCUAAUCCCUCCACGCAUGAUCACCACCCUUCGAUCAUCCACGUCAUCACACCACCUCCACCUUCCUCACCCUUCUACCUUUGAAACCAACGAGCAACUCAAAACCCUCAUAAAUUCCCAUCGUCUCCAUGACGCACGCCACCUGUUCGACCAAAUGCCUCACCGAGACUCCAUCUCCUGGACAACCAUCAUAUCCGGCUAUCUCCGCUCCUCCAACUCCUCCGAAGCACUCUCCCUCUUCUCCCUUCUUCUCUCCUCCCAUCCCUCCCUCCCUCUCGACCCUUUCCUCCUCAGUCUCGCCCUCAAAGCUUGCUCCUUUUCCCCAUCCUUCCUCCCUCUCGCCUCCUCCCUCCACUCCCUCUCCCUCAAAUCCGGCCUCCUCCCUUCCUCCCCCUUCAUCUCCACUUCCCUCCUCCAUGCCUACUCCAACUCCAACCUCCUUUCCCACUCCCUCCAACUGUUCGACGAAAUGCCCCAAAGAAACACCGUCUCUUACACCGCCGCAAUCACCGCCCUGGUCCGCUCCGCCAACUACUCCACCGCUCUCCGCCUCUUCACCUCCAUGCCCCAGCGCCGAAUUCCAUGGGACUCCCAUUCCUACGCCAUCAUCCUCAAAGCCUGCGCCGAUGCGCGUCUCCUCCCCCGCGGCCGCGAGAUCCACUCUUUCACCGCCAAGCUCGGCCUCGACUCCACCUCCUUCAUCGCCAACACCCUCGCCUCCAUGUACUCCAAGUGCGGCGACACUUCCUCAGCCUUCAUCCUCUUCAACCGCAUUCGCUCCCCCGACGUCGUUUCCUGGACCAACAUCAUCGCCGCCCACGCUCAGAUCGGCCACAACGCCGACGCCAUUCGAGCCUUCCUCUCCAUGCGAGACUCCGGCGUCUCCCCCAACGCUUACACCUACGCCGCCGUGCUCUCCGCUUGCACCGCCCUCGCACGUGCCGAAUGGGGCGAGCAGCUUCACGCUCACGUCUAUAACCGCGGUUUUGCACGUGCCAUAUCCGUGGCUAAUUCACUCGUCACUUUGUAUUCACGUGUGGGACGUCUCCACUCCGCUGAUAUUCUCUUCCGCGAGAUCCCCGUUAAAGACCUUGUAUCGUGGUCCGCCAUCGUGUCAGCCUACGCCCAAGAAGGCCACGUGGAGGAAUCGUUCCAACUUUUUAACCAGAUGCGAGACAGCGGACCUGCGCCGAACGAGUUCACGCUCGCGAGCCUCUUGAGCGCGUGCGCGAGCGCGGCCUUGCUCGAACCGGGACGGCAAGUGCACGCGCGCGCGCAGCGCGCGGGGCUCGCGCAGGAAGCCGCGGUCGCCAGCGCGGUCAUCAAUAUGUACUCCAAGUGCGGGUGCAUCGCCGAGGCGAAGAAGGUCUUCAACGAGCUCGACCACGACGACGUUGUCUCUUGGACGGCGAUGAUCAAUGGGUACGCGGAGCACGGGCUGAGCUCGGUCGCCAUUAAGAUGUUCGACGAAAUGCCAGCGGCCGGGUUAGUGCCGGAUCAUGUGACGUUUGUGGGAGUUCUUAACGCGUGUAGUCAUGCAGGGCUGGUGGAUCUUGGAUUGAAGUACUUUGAAAGGAUGAAGGAGGAGUAUGGGAUUGAGCCAUGGAAGGAGCAUUAUGGAUGCAUGGUGGAUGUUUUGGGGAGAGCAGGGAGGUUAAGGGAUGCAGAGAAGGUGAUUGAUGAAAUGCCGGAGAAGGGGGAUGAUGUGGUGUGGUCGGCGUUGCUGCGAGCGAGUAGAGUGCAUGGGGAUGUGGAGUGUGGGAAGAGGGCGGCGGAGAAGAUACUGGAGGAAAUGCCGGAGUGCGCGGGGACGCACAUCACGAUGGCGAAUGUGUAUGCGGAGAAGGGGAUGUGGAGGGAGGUGGCGACGAUGAGGAGGGCAAUGAGGGCGAAGGGAGUGAAGAAGGAGGUUGGGUGGUCGUGGAUUGAGGUUGGGGAUGAUGUUGCGGUGUUUGUAGCCGGAGAUCGAAGGCAUGAAGGGAUUAAUGGAAUGGUCACGUUGGUGGAUUGCAUGGCGAGGUUGGUGACUGUAGAAGAGGUUUUUGAGUUUGAAUUUGUCACGUAAGAAUGUCAUUUGGUUUAGUUGUAUUCAGUGACGGACCCCCAAAUAUAUAAAAAAACAAGGGGAAAAAAUUUAAUA
This is a messenger RNA of Dioscorea cayenensis subsp. rotundata (Guinea yam), 2286 nucleotides long. RefSeq names its product putative pentatricopeptide repeat-containing protein At3g47840. Gene Ontology annotation, molecular function: RNA binding; protein binding. The transcript has a single exon. The record is from RefSeq and is a predicted model, not a curated record. Gene Ontology annotation, biological process: RNA modification. NCBI's taxonomy places the organism in Eukaryota, Viridiplantae, Streptophyta, Magnoliopsida, Dioscoreales, Dioscoreaceae. The coding region runs from base 139 to 2211 and encodes 690 amino acids.